CUCUCAGCUCAGUCACAGCUCGGACGGAGAUCAGCUUUGCUCAGGGAGAUCGAAGCCCGGUACGCCGUCUGCUACGAUGCUCGGAGCAAUGAAGAGCAGAGGUGCGGGGACAUUUUCGUGUGGCUUGGCCAGGAACUUGUGGACGGCGUCCAGCUGCCAGAGGCUGGCCGGCAAAGUCGCCGUGAUCACCGGCGCGGCCAGCGGCAUCGGCAAGGCGACGGCCGUCGAGUUCAUCCGGAACGGCGCCAAGGUCAUCCUCGCGGACAUCCAGGACGACGCGGGCCGCUCCGUGGCGGCCGAGCUCGGCCCGGGCGCGGAGUACACCCGCUGCGACGUGACCGACGAGGCGCAGAUCGCCGCGGCGGUGGACCUCGCCGUGGCGCGCCACGGCCAGCUCGACGUCCUCUACAGCAACGCCGGCGUCUCCGGGUCCUCGGCGCCGGCGCCCCUGGCGGCCCUCGACCUCGCGGACUUCGACCGCGUGAUGGCGGCCAACGCGCGCUCCCUGGUGGCCGCCGUCAAGCACGCCGCGCGCGUCAUGGUGCCGCGCCGCAGCGGCUGCGUCCUCUGCACGGGGAGCACCACGGGGAUGAUGGGCGGUGUCGCCGCGCUCCCGUACAGCCUCUCGAAGGCGACGGUGGUGAGCGUGGUGCGGCUGGUGGCGGCGGAGCUGGCGCGCGACGGCGUGCGCGUCAACGCCAUCUCGCCGCACGCCAUCGCGACGCCGCUGCUGGUCCGGUCGCUGGCGAGGGCGUACCCGGGCGUUGGCGACGACGCGCUGAAGCGGAUGGUGGAGAGGGGCAUGAGCGAGCUCCAUGGGGCGGUGCUGGAGCCGGAGGACGUGGCGAGGGCUGCCGUCUACCUGGCGUCCGACGAGGCCAAGUAUGUCACUGGCCAUAACCUAGUGGUGGACGGCGGUUUCACGGUCGGGAAGCCGAUCAAUGUGCACCCGGCAAGCUGAUUGAGCUAGUUCCAACAUUUUGCAAGUUGAUUCUCUUCUAUGAAUAUAUGAUACGCAUGCAUUUGCGUAUUCUAAAAAAUAUCUUUUAUUUUCCUUUUUAUGAUACACAUGCAUUUACGCAUGCUUCGUGAUCUUGGACGGCGCCGUCGCGGCUCUCCUGAAUCAAAUCCAACCCCGCUAAGGAUUUCGAGCCGAUGAGCCGAAGCAAAUCAAGGCACCUUUCGCGGUGGAAUUUUACGGAUUGAUCUCGGAUUGUGAGCGCGAGCGGAGCAAUCACAAACUCUGAUUACCAAAUUGUGGUGUCCCGAUCUAGAGAUCUAGGGAUCAGAGGAUAGCUUGGGGAAGGGGAUAAGAUAUUAGACGAAAGGGGAUGAGAUUAUCAGCUGAAAGGAUGAGAAGGUUCACAGGAUUCAAUUACAACACACCUCGAGCACCACUGCUCAUCUCCUAGUUAUACCACUCUACACUUACAGGUGGGACACACCCACGCGACAGCUCACAGUAACUAUUCAUCGUCCACGUCAUCGUUGUUCGCCGGUCCACUCG
This is a messenger RNA of Triticum dicoccoides, 1507 nucleotides long. Its product is annotated as momilactone A synthase-like. The transcript has a single exon. Lineage: Eukaryota; Viridiplantae; Streptophyta; Magnoliopsida; Poales; Poaceae. Bases 77 to 961 code for a protein of 294 amino acids. The record is from RefSeq and is a predicted model, not a curated record.